GUCAAUAAUAGAGUUGGAAACUUCUACUAUYAAAAAAAGGAAUCAAAUUACUCUAUUCAACUGACAAGAUGAACAUCAUGACAAGCAUUUCAUGCUUUCUACUUGUUGUCUCUUUCCUACCCUGGAGUUCUGGUCAGUUUCCUAGAGUUUGUACAAACCUUGAAAGYUUGAAAACCAAGACAUGUUGUCCAAUUCCAAAGGGUUUUACUGAACCAUGUGGCAGCGAUGAAUACAGAGGAAGCUGUGAGGAACUGAUAAUUCGUGAUUGGAAUUACACCUACAGCCACUUUGAACCCUUCCAGAAGGAUGACGAACGUCACAAUUGGCCGCGAGCUCUGUACGUGAAAGCAUGCAAAUGUAACGGUAACUUUGGUGGUUACGAUUGCAGUAAGUGUGAGUUUGGCUACGGUGGCAGUAGCUGUCAGAAUAUUAAAAUCUUGAAACGGAGAAACUUUCUUAAGCUGUCUGCUGAGGAAAAAGAUCGUUACAUGCGAUAUGUCAACGAGUCUAAAUACUAUAUAAGCGACUAUGUCGUUACUAAAAACUUUUACCACGAAAUCAGUGAAGUAGUGAAAGCGGGUAAAGAUCCCAGUGGGCUCUUUUAUAAUGUUAGCAACUAUGAUCUAUUUACAUGGAUGCAUUAUUACACGGCACGAGACACUAUAUAUCCUCACAAUGUCACGCGGUCUGAUAUAGACUUUGCACAUGAUGGGCAAGGAUUUCUUACUUGGCAUCGACUGUAUUUGCUUGCAUGGGAGCGAACAUUACAGGAAAUUGCGAAGGAUGACGAGUUUGCUCUUCCAUAUUGGGAUUGGACUSAAGAUCCAAACGAUUGCAGUUYCGAAAUCUGCUCUAAGGAUCUACUUGGAGUUACCAACCAGUACUCAGGGGUCGUCGAAGGGAAAUACAUGGACAAAUGGUACGUAAUUUGUACCAGAGAAAUGACARACUUCCUUACAAAGCUUUGUAAUCCUAAAGACAGAAARACUGGCCUUACCAGGAACACAGAAAAUGCCAAAAAGAAAGCGGCCAAGGACCGAGGGUUCGUUAUGACUUACCCAACGAACGAGGAGGUAAACUUUGCACUUCGAUUUGGGUCGUAUGACGUACCUCCUUWUGAUAAACAGUCCAGCUGCAAUUUCAGAAAUAUGGUGGAGGGCUACGUCAGCACCAAAACAGGCUACCACCUUCCAAAUAGAUUCACCUURCAUAACCAGGUGCACAUUGUUACUGGUGGAGAGAUGGGAGAUGUUCCUUCAGCAUCGAAUGACCCUAUCUUUCCUCUUCAUCACUCAUUCGUGGAUCGUAUAUACGAGAAGUGGCUUCGCAAGUUUAAGAAAACUGCUUCAGUUCUUUCAAAGUUCGACGCACCAAUUGGCCACAACAAAUAUGACGUCAUUGUGCCAUUGUUUCCUGUUUACACUCAUCAGGAAAUGUUCAAGAGAUCUGUUGAUUUCGGCUAUGAUUAUGAAGAUGUUGACGAGAAMGGCAAUUCUCAUGAAGACAAGAGAGGUGACGAUUCUUCACUUGGAGAAUGCCCAGUACCUUGUCCUAAAAAAGAGUGACCGGCAAAUGCUUGAUUGGGCUCCUAUAAYGCUGACUAUAGCUUUAUGGCAAUCACUUUUGCUGAUUGAGGACGUGUAUCGUUCUCUAGUUUUAUAUAUACUGAGACUUGCUAUUAUGAGAAAAAUAUAAAUAAAUCCUUAGAUCGUGGCACUUUUGUAGCUGGGAUAGUUCAAAACGGUAUGUUUUCAAGUUUCAAUGAAAAGAGAUA
Messenger RNA from Exaiptasia diaphana, 1774 nucleotides. RefSeq names its product tyrosinase. The coding region runs from base 69 to 1565 and encodes 498 amino acids. Gene Ontology annotation, molecular function: tyrosinase activity. The transcript is spliced from 4 exons. The record is from RefSeq and is a predicted model, not a curated record. Gene Ontology annotation, biological process: melanin biosynthetic process; pigmentation. NCBI's taxonomy places the organism in Eukaryota, Metazoa, Cnidaria, Anthozoa, Actiniaria, Aiptasiidae.